Alnus glutinosa is the source of this 1809-nucleotide messenger RNA. RefSeq lists its product as uncharacterized. The record is from RefSeq and is a predicted model, not a curated record. The transcript is spliced from 10 exons. Gene Ontology annotation, biological process: aromatic amino acid biosynthetic process. Lineage: Eukaryota; Viridiplantae; Streptophyta; Magnoliopsida; Fagales; Betulaceae. Bases 145 to 1461 code for a protein of 438 amino acids. Gene Ontology annotation, molecular function: oxidoreductase activity; 3-dehydroquinate synthase activity.
UCCUUUUCUGAGUUUUCUCCUUACCUUCUGGUGGUGCUGAAUGCCAGACCCAACUUGACCUGACGUCACCUGAGAAAACGAUCCAUAUUCAAAUCUGUACAUCAAGAAAUCAAAACGAAAAGAAGAAGAAGAAGAAGAAGUGUGAUGGUUGUGCUGUUAUCUGCUUCUUUGGUCCGAAUGCCCACACAGUUCACAUGCUUUACUCUCAAUGCAGGUUAUUCCGAUGUUCGGCACCACCAUUUCUUGACUGGCUCAAGUUCCCUAUCAAAUUCAUGGGUCAAUUUUCAUUCACCGAUUGCUAACAAUUACAAGGCAACCCUGCUGUUGCAACGCAAUUCUUGUGUCGCAAUGUGUGCUUCUCAUUCCUCUUUGACGCCGUCGUCUUUUGGGUCGUACCAGAAAUCGAAGAGUGUGUGGAUUUGGACAAAAAGCAAAGAGGUCAUGACUGCCGCCGUGGAGAGAGGAUGGAAUACCUUUGUUUUCUCAUCCCAGCAUCGACAACUUGCCAAUGAGUGGUCUUCAAUCGCCUUAAUAAGUCCUCUCUAUAUUGAAGAGGGAGGCAUUUUUGAUGGUGAGAAUAGAAGGGUUGCCACAAUUUUUGAGAUUUCAAAUCCGCAAGAGUUACAGCAGCUCCAACCCGCAAAUGGACAGGCAGAGAAUGUUGUAAUCAAUUUGCUAGAUUGGCAGGUAAUUCCUGCAGAGAAUAUUGUUGCUGCAUUCCAAGGCUGUCAAAAAACAGUUUUUGCUAUCUCAAAAAAUCAUUCUGAAGCACAAGUCUUCUUUGAGGCCUUGGAGCAAGGUCUGGGUGGAGUUAUAUUAAAAGUUGAAGAUACUGAAGCUGUUUUUCAGCUCAAGGACUAUUUUGACAGAAGAAAUGAAGUGAGCAAUCUCAUGAGCUUGACCAAAGCUACUGUAACUCAAGUUCAAGUAAUUGGAAUGGGGGAUCGAGUUUGUGUGGAUCUCUGUAGCCUGCUGAGACCUAGUGAAGGACUUCUGGUUGGAUCUUUUGCCAGGGGAUUAUUCCUUGUGCACUCAGAAUGCUUGGAGUCAAAUUAUAUUGCAAGCAGGCCUUUUCGAGUUAAUGCGGGACCAGUACAUGCCUAUGUUGCCAUUCCAGGAGGAAAGACUUGCUACCUUUCUGAGUUAAAAGCGGGCAAAGAGGUCAUAGUGGUUGAUCAAAAAGGCCAACAACGAACUGCAAUUGUUGGGCGAGUGAAGAUAGAGACUAGACCACUAAUUCUUGUUGAGGCAAAGAGAGAUUCAGAUGACCAAACUCUUUACAGCAUCCUUCUACAAAAUGCAGAAACUGUUGCCCUUGUUUGCGCCUGCCAAGGGGCCGGGCUACAAAAAACAGCAAUUCCCGUGACCUCACUCAAAGUUGGAGAUGAAGUUAUGCUGAGAGUACAGGGAGGGGCACGUCAUACAGGAAUAGAAAUUCAAGAAUUCAUUGUCGAGAAUUGAAUGAGCAAGAUGGCAUAUGCUCUGGCUGUGAUGCAAAGAGAGAUUGCUUAUAUAUAUACACACUGCAUCUCUCACAGAUAUAAUAAGAUAAAUUCCGCAUGAAAUACCGUAGCUGCUCCACCAAAACCAGAUUUGAGAGUCGCUGUGGCACUGUCUCAUUCACGUCAGCGUGUAAGCUUGUCUUUGUACCCCAAGCUAUUUUUUGACUGUGCCUAUCUCAAAGUGUUGAAAUAGAUAAUGACCAUUUCAAGUUUCAACAAUCCUGCGGGACAAUUUCAAUGCAAUUUCGUGAGACUUAUUGCGUUGGAGGACAUUCAUUCAACGUCAACACAAAAUAAUUCACUCCCA